GUUCAGUGUACCCACGUUCAGCGUUUGCACACGUUCAACGUGUCUAGCCGACCACGCGAAACAAUAAUAUCUCAUAAUAUAUCGUCGGGAAAAAAAAAAUAAAAUAAAACUGUACACGUGUACACGUUGUUUUGUGCGUUUUUUCAACUCUCGUCCGCGGUUGUAAUUUUUUUUAUUUUUUAUUUUCUAUUUUCUUUCCGCGUUCAAAUCCCCGCGGUCCCAUACUACUCGUCUGCAUAACGAACAUAAUUAUUACACGGCCUUUGCGGCACCGAACACGGCCCACGCAUGUCCGAACGAAGCCAACAACCCGACACCGAAGCGCAAAUGGACGAAACCGACGAGUGAGUAUUUUGUUAUUUAUGUCGAUCGCUUCGAUUACCCGUUUCUCUCAUUGAUGAACUAUAAUUUCGUUUUUAUUACUAUUAAUAUUCGUCGCUCGUGUUUAUUUCGGCCACUUACGUCUCGUCGAAUGCCGACGGUUUCCGUAGCGGCUAUCAUUUUUCCGGCGAUUUCGUCGACAUUUCGAUACGGAUAAUAUUUUUUUUAUUUUUUUUUUUCUAUGUGUGUACCGUAAUUUUUCGAUCGAUUGAACUACGAAACACCCGCGCAAUAUUGAAAACAAAAACAAACUGUUUGCUUAGGUUUUUCGAAGACGGUUCGGAUUCCCGUUAAACGUCCUACACUUGUUGUACACCAUCAUCGCUAGUGUGUCAUCACGUACUUACACUGUUUAUUCUGUUGUGCGCGUCUACAAUCGCCAUCAUAAAUCAAACGCAUAGGAACUGUGCACCGAUGUUAUCGACUUUGACGAAAUAAUAAUUGUUACGCUGCGUAACCUUCGGUAAACCAUUAAACACAAUCGGUUUACAUAUUAUUAUUAUUAAACCUACUUGUACCCGAACGUCUGAUAAUAACAAAAUAAUAUUGUUUCAGCCGGUCUUUUAUGUUAUACAGAUAACACGGACGCGUCUGUCUGGGCCAUUCCGUUGCGUUUUCCUCCAUAUCGAAUGAAUCCCGUUAUGUUGUACGGUACAAAAAUAAUAUUACCGAGAAUCGAUUUUUCAGAAAAAAAAAAACCUCUAUACUACAACACGUAUUUAAAUGUCACUAAUUAAUUUAUUACUUAAUGUAAUUUGCCUGAAUUGUAUUAAAUUUGAUCGUAUGAAAAGCUAACGUUUUACCGGAAGUUAUUUCCAAAGAAAAAUCGCACAGUUUUUUAACACAUUAUAUCUAAAAAGAGCAAAAGUUUGAGUGGGCUAGACUCAUAGAUGACCAUUUUUUUUUUUUCGGGAGGGAGUUAAUUUGUGUGGAUGGAUUCGGAAAGGGAAUAAGUCUCAUGUUCUACUUUGAAUUCUAGUUAUCACUAUAAUAAUGAAAUUGCACAGGAUACAGUAGGUAUAUCGUUUUGAAAUUACCAACUAUUGAGACAGAAGACACGGGUGAUUUAAAGGCCGGACGUAAACAUUGUAAAUAUAAAAAUGCACACCCACUGUUUUACAAUUAAUUUUUAAUAAUUAAAUUUCAAAAAAGUACGUCACAAAAAAAUGAAUUUAAUUAAAUUAAAAACAAAUUAAGACAAUUUGAUCAGAAAAAAAAAAAAGAAAGGUCAUUUGGUAGCGAUUACUUCAAGGAUUACUAAUCUACUCGGUCUGCGUAUAAUCAUGUUUUUGCUGUGUUGGCUCGUUCGUCGGACUGAGACAAUAAAUGCGGGUAUCACGUACUCUUAACUAGUAAAUAUAAUAUACACAGGUAAUUUCAGAAGUUUUGUAAAACGUAUUUAAAUGCACUAAAAACGUAGUGUAACCCGGGGCCCGGGAUCGGUUGAAGAAAACACAACACAAACGCAUUAUAAUAUAACGCAUAGUGCCCGUUCGAAAGCUUUUCGAAUAACAUUAACGUAAUAUUAAUUGACAAUAUUGUCUGGACGAAAUUUUAUCAUUGAUAACAGCACGACGACACCGGUGGCCGCUCUCUUAUUACAGCUGCUCUCUAAUUUAUAAACAUAUCCUGUCGCGAGAAAUAGAUUGUGCCCCGAGUCAUCGUGAAAAUGAUUAUAGUGCGGAGAUAGGCGGCGAAAAACCUCGACAGGGUGAACGAAACAGCAGUAGGUUAACUCGACUGUGCAUGGUGUUAUACGCGGGCGGAGUGUGCGGAGAAUAUUAUUAAGAUGGGAAAAAAAAAGACGAAAAAGAGAAAUGAACGUGAAUUUACAGUGUCCACAUACUCGUGACGGAAAAAAAAAAAAAUAUCCAUAUACCUACAUAUUAUGUGUAUCAUCCACUAGAAGUGUAUUACAGUCCUUAUAAUAUUAUAUAUAUAUCAUCUUCGGUCCGUAAUGGGAAAACGUUGAAGUGUGCUGAAAAAAAAAAAAAAGACCAUCGUUUUUAUCCUUUCCGCAAACAUUCGCGGUGCCGUCGCCGUCGUGUUAGAAAUCGGAUGUAGGGAUCGGGUUGGCGGAUAUAAUAGUUUCCCCGGCUUUCGGAUGCAAAUCUGUAAUCUGUAAGCUUUUCUUUCCAUUGUCGCGGACGCGAUCAUAACUUCCGUCGCCGGCAUCACACACCUAUACCUAAAUAAUAAUAAUAAUAUGCAAUCACACGUGAUAUAUUUAUAUAUAUUUUUUUUUUUAUUUAUUAAAUGAACGGUGUGCCGUAUAAGUCGAUACACAUAUUACAUUGUACAGGGUGAUCCAUUUGCGUGGCUACACUCGAUGUAUUUCAAAAAGUAUCCACUUUUUGCAAACAAUUUUUUUUUUCGCAAUUUAAUAUACAAGCAACCCUAAAAUGUUAUAUUAAUAUUGAUUUUUGUUAUUUUCGGGGGUGAAAAAACUACACACUUUUGAUUAUCAAUCUAUAUUAAACAGUUCCAUAAACAGAUGAAAUAAUAAGUUUAAAUACAUUUUGGUGUUGAAAUUGUUGAAGUCUGUAAACCCGUUGACGACAAAUCCCGCUUUUGAGUUUGCGUAUGGGAAGAGUAGUGGAGUAGUAGUAGUAGCAGUAGAGUAGUUGAAACGCUGCGUGCCACCCCCUACACAAUAUCGAGUGUAGCUACUUAAAUGGAACACCCUGUACUAUCUGUUCAGCACGGAUUUGCUCGUGCACAGUAUUGAGCGAGAAAAAAAAAUCGUUGCUAUUCACCACGGGUAGGCCACUGUUGGCAGGGCCAGAAUACGUCUAGAUUACUCUAGAAUAGGUCCUUGAAUAUGUUGCUCUUGGGAAUAAAUCCCCGCUUCUCGUCCUCAAUUUCCGGCUUUGACAACUGGUAGCCACUGUGGGGUAACCUUCAUCAGUGGCCAAGGCAACUGACAAGCUAGGAUAUACAAGGUAAUUUAGUUUAUAUACUGUACGCAACAAUAAAUCACUAUAAACGAUAAAAUGAUUUUGAGCAAAACCGUAUAAAUCGUGUUUUUUGGGUUGGUAUAUCGGCAUUUGUUGUUAGUUUUUAAAAUUGUAUAGAAAAACUGAUGGAAAUUGAGAUAUUUUUUUUGAAAAUAAAGUUUUGGACGAGAAAUCCGCAUAUUCGUUUUUUUUUACAGUAUUUACUGUGAACAAAUUUGUUUCGUUUUUACUAGCCAUAAAGGUGUUUUCCGAAAGAAAAAGAAACACAUCUUAGUAAAAAACUACAGAAGCUUUUACGCUACACUCAGAAUCUGAAUUUGAAACGUAUCUACCCGCCAUUUCGCGUUUCCCCGUGUCUUUCUAAUAAUAACGGUAUUUUAGAUUCGGGACGUAUUUUUAAUUUUAUUUCAUCCGUUUCACCGAAGCGAGUCAUAAAUCAACAAAACAUUUCAAUUAUCGUACCGAAAAUACCAUAAACCACCGUGAGAGCCACUUUAUAUAGGUAUGAAUUCAGGAAACGUGGCUUUCGGGUAAGCACGGACCCGUUAAUCUGCUUUUAUACGGACAUUUUCAGAUUUUUUUUUUAGAUUUUGUUUGCGCACAGACAAACAAACCGAAACGUUCUUUUACUAAACUUUGUUUUUUCUAGGAGCGCUUUCCGUCCAAAAGUUUUUUAAACUCUAUAAUCUUAAUUAUUACGGUUAUAUUGUCUGUUUUAUUCGUCAAUAAUAAGAAUUGUACUCGCGACAUUAAUUUUUUUUUUUGUUCAUUAUAACUUUUAUGGGCAUCGAAACAGAAAUCCGCCGAACUACAGGGAAUAAUAAAUAAUAACUCGAAGUUAUUGCAGUCUGAAAGUUUAUGAGUUCUAAAUUGUGCGAAAAAUCGUCUGCUCUUUAUUCGCUCAAAGUUGAAACGUAAAAGUUUGAAACCAAUCUCGACGAGAUUUGCGAAUCAUUUUGACGUAUUGUAUACGAUUUUAUCAUUCCGAGCAAGAAAUUAUUAAAUUAUUAAAUAAUUAUAAAUAAUUGAAUAAUCAUUAUUUUCCCGCGGGAUAUUAAUCGAUAUACGCGUCAUACGGUACGCAGUCCGAAGUCACUCGUAUACGAAUCGUACACAACAAUUUCGUUCGCGGUUGUACAUUUUAAAUUCUGGCUUAUGGUUUUACAAACAUGUUUAUUUAUUAUUUUUUUUCUGUGAAUAACUUUUCUACCAGAGAACUUGCUCCGAUUUGUACGUGUAACAUUUUUUCUGAAAACAAAUUUAACUGAAAAAAAACUAUAAACAGGUUAUUUAUCUAUUUUCUCAAAAGUUUUCCCAGCAAAUGUGAUAAAUCGAAAAAAAACGGAUACAAUAUUAAACAAAUAUUGUUAAAGAUAAUAUAUAAUGCCUAUUUAAUUAUUUUACCAUAAUGUUACACAUAAAUUGUCGACAAAACAUCAAUAUCAACUGAACUCCGUUCAGAAUCGUUUUUUCGUUAGCAAUGGUUAACCGUUGCUGACAGAUAUGCAUUAAAUUACCUAUAACGGUGGUUGCACCCGUCGCCGUUAUCCUGGGACGUCUUUUUUUUUUUUGAUCUGACUUUUAAAUUCCCACAAUAGUCGUGAUUGGUGGAGAAAACGAUUUUACGGUUUACCCACGGUUCUUAAUAGCUACAUCACCUCGCAUUGGAAACCCCCAAGCACACCACUGCGCACUACUCUCGCUUAUCAAUAUUCACCUUAUUUCUCCGGGUCUUGUUUCACCCGAUCCGUUUGUUCGUCGCUUUUCUCUGGGUGACUUUUUUUUUUUUCUCUAUACACUCGAUAAUCGAACACAAUACGAUUUUUAGCGAUCGGAUUUCAUUCGUUCUCGUUGUUCUUCCGGGCCGCGAAAUCCAUCGCCCAUACGAGCGGGCCCAGAGCGUCGUACGCAACGUUUUAGCGCGGUCGUUUCGUUUGUUCGGGCGGCGAAGAAUGCGCGCGCAUUAGCGGAAUUUUCAACUCGGCUUUUUAAUAAUCGGUGUUAAAACUUUGCGCAUUAAACAUUUAAAACAUUUUGUUACGCUCACCCCCUCCCCAUCCUCAAACCCCGUGUAAAACACAUUAAUUUACACGAACGUUAUGCGUUUUUGUCCGGAGACGACCCGAACGAACAUUUUUUAUGAUAAUUACGCGACGCGGCGUUUUUCUACACACGACUUUCGAACACGGUUAAGCGAACGAAGGGCAUUUUCGUCUGUCUCCAACCCCUUGCCCCGACCGCCUCCUUUUUUUUUUCUUUUUGUUCUGUAAUCGAUAAGUGCACCGGGCAACGAUGUCUUCUUAAUGGCCGCGACGAUUAUUAUGUGUGUGUACCGUGGCGACGGGUUCCGUCUCGUUGAAAACGUUCGGUAAAUAUACUGUUAACGAGGCAGUCGCUAAAAUAAUAUUACGCCUUCGUGUACGAAACAUUGGAAUUAUUAAUAAAUUGUUCAACGUCCAAUACACGGUGCCUACGGUUAGAAUAGACAAGUAAAAAAACAUCAUGUAAAAACGACGAGACUGCACGUUGACAUACUUGUAAACGCGAUAUUUAUCUCUAUAAUAACCGGGGAGAAUAUUAAAAAAAAAAAAACCCGAGAAAAUUGUCUGUAUAAAAAAAAACGGGACCCCGACAAUGUGUAAGGAAUUAUAAAUUGUUUUAUUAAAUUCCCUCUGGAAUCUCGUAAACGUUCGGACUUAUAAAAUCGCGUCCUAAAAAAAAAAAAAAAACUAAAAUAUGCGAAUUGAAACUCCUCGAUUCGUGAUUCGAAAAUACACGAAACUGAUUUGCAUCGAACCGAACAUUACGCCGUACAUAGUCUUAAAACGGAUCGGAAUUAAUCGAAGCUCGUAGACAUAUUAUACUAAUAUCAUUUAAUAUUAUAUCGUGCUGUGUUCUGUCGUGUUCGCAGUGUGCAGAGUACAAGGCUGGACCGCCUGCCACCGGAAAUGACCCGGUUCAUAUUCCGGAGGCUGUCCACGGAAGACCUGUUGCAAGCGUCCGCGACCACGGAACGGUUGUACCGAGUGGCCCAACACCACAUGUACUUGUCCGACGGCGCGCUGAUGGUGCGCGGCGGCCAGGACACGACGGCCACCGUGGCCGGGAUGUUCGACGUGCGGAAAGUGUCGUCGCUGUACCUGUUGGACGUGUACGAUUUCGACCGGGACGUGUCCCGGAAACUUUUGUACCGUGGAUGCAAUCGCGCGGACGACGACGACGACGACGACGCCAAACACGGUGACGAUAACGACGACGACGACGACAGCUGCGAUAUCAACGGCGAUGCAAACGACGACGACGACGACGACGACGACGUCGACCAAACGGUAACGUUGGAAGUGUUGCACGUCGGUUACGCGAAGCACAUCAACUACACCGACCUAUCGGCCGACGGCGUGCGGCGACUGCUGUCCCGCGUCCGAGCUAAACGCGUGUGCUUCAGCAACGUGUUGAUGACGGGCGACGACGUCGUGGACGUGGUGUCGGCGCUCUUCGAGGCGGGCCGUUGUGACGACGAACAGCCGCCAGUGCUCCGGUGCUCGUACGACCGGGCCGACGACGCCGACGUGCUCGCCCUGUUGGACUACGUGGAGUGCACUUGCGCCGGCCUGCUGGCCGAGUUCCGGGUCACGGUCCGGAGGCCCGCGCCCCGCGCAUACGCCGUCUACCCGAUGUCUCGCUCAGCGACCGUGGCCGUCGAAGAUUUCAACUACUUCAGCGACGACGACGACGAAGACGACGGUUACGUCGACGGUGACGGCGACGACGACGGCGCCGGUGCAGACGCUGAGGCAAAAGAAGCGGCCGAAGCUGCCGAAGCCGCGGCCGUCAUUCCCGCGGAACUGCCCGAGGACCUGCUCGUGUUCACCGCGGCCGACUGUUCGGGGCUCAAACCGGCCGCGUACAAGAGACUGGGCACCGCUUGCCGUCAGUUGCGCAGGGUUUGCCUGAAGGCCGCCCGGCAAGCGGACGACGAGGGGUUCGUGGCCGUGGCCAGCAUGCCGUCGCUGCAACAUCUGGACAUAGAAGGCCUGUCUAGCGUCACCUCCGACGGUCUGCUCAAUGGUAAGUUUCGUUCAAACACUAAUUCACAAGUCCCGAGUGUACUCUGAGCGUAUUAUACCGUAUUAGUCGUCUCCCGGGUGAACAAUAUUGUAUUCACCGAUAGAAUGCACGGAUUCGUUUUAAGCGUAUCAUGUUUAGUUUCGAUUUUGAUUCCACAUAACCCCUCUUAAUGUUAACCGUUGUUGUUGACGUAAUGAGAACGAGAAAAUAAAAAUAAUAACCGUCACGCGGUAAACGUUCUUCUUUGAUAAAAAAAAAUGUUUGACGCGUAAGUACCGUUUGUCCCGGGUUCAAUCGCGGAAGUUUCGAAACGCGUUUUUCGUCGCGUCAUUACGCGCGAGACACGCGGCUACGCGUGGCGGAGUUCUCGCGAAAACCCGGUGCGGGGGCUAUGCAGUCUUCUCGACCGCGCCGACGGGUGAAAAACCAACGGGGGCGAUGGGGGGGGUUUACGGCACCCGAGCCCCGCCGUUGCGGCCCGUGUCCACGAUGCGGUACAACAAUUCGUUUUUUUACGUGCGCGAGUUUCGCCGGACCCGGAAACCGGCGGUCCGCGUACUCGACCACGUGCCGGCGCGACCGCCGAGGCUCGCCGGGUACCCGGGCCGACGGCCGGAGUGGUUACGCGGCAACGUGCGGUUACGCAACAGCGGACGCGGGCUCCGCGCGCGCCGACGGACGCGUUCUAUUUUUUUUUUUUAUUUUUUUUUUUUUUUUCUGUUUAUUGCGAAUCGAAAGUCCCCGCGGUCGGCGUUUCGUCGGCGUCUUGACGUCACAGUAACGAUGAAAGGGGGGAAGAAAAAAAAACCGCUCGCGCGCACAACCGAUAACGGAUCGACCGUACAAUUAUUACGCAUCCGAUCCGGAUGGCUCGUGUGCGGCUAUCGCAAUGACUUACAUUUCGUUCCGUUAUCGGGGUAAAAUUCGAUAGUGUUGUUAUUAAUAGUGUUCCGAUUAGGAAAAACAAAUAGAAAAAAAAAACCCGUUCUAAUCGCACCGAUGACGCUCCGAACAAUUAUUACACAACGAUAACCGCGUAACGCUGCAGUGACCCUGAAACGGCAAUUUUUUUUUUUUCUAUUCGCUAUCACCUUUGCAGUCGAAUAGUUGACCGGUUUUUUAAUGUUAUCGCGACAUCAUAAUUUGACGAAAACGACGCGAUAAAAAAAAAUCCUAUCGUUCACGGGGCGCGUGUACGACGAACGUUCAAUUGCCCGCCGCAUUCAGCCGCGCGUAACCGAAGUGAUAAUUCGGCGACAUUGAGCGAACCGGUAUUAUUUUACCGGGUUUUUUUUUUUUCUUUCCUAUAAAUUUCGAACGCUGAAACUCGUAAACGAUCGUUUCCGGACGUAUAUAUUAUAAAACGUGUACACGUCGCCGGACAUUUUAAAUGUUGAACAUGUUUCCCUGUCCGGAACACACGCGCGUUUAUAUUCAUAUCGAAAGUUACUGAAGUUUUUAUAACUGAUCUUGGUUCUUUUUUUCUUUUCUUUUUUUUUUUUUGUGAUCGUCCAUAGCGUAUUAUAGCGCGAGAAACGUAUUGGUUUUACUAGCUAUGUACGUGCGUGUUCAAAUUUUGAUACAAUUCGCAGCGUUUCGCGUACUGGUUUACGUACGGUUUUCCUCCGGCUCCGUGCUAAAACCAAGACGUUUUAAUUAAUUGUUUUUGUCGCAAUUAAUACGAUUUUCGAUUUCCAAUAUUAAAUUCGAUCGUGAUACGUUUCACCGAACUUUGCUGUGGGAGUUUUUCGUUUGCGGUGAUUUAUCGCUACGUACGCGGAUGUAAACUUAAAUCAUCUUUUAUAUCCUAUCUUCCCGACUCCAUACCAUCUAUACAACGACCCACCCGUGGUCGGGUGUCUUCGAGACAAUAGUAUCUCAAACACGUAGAUAUUAUUGUGUCUUGUACAUAAUAUCUUGUAUCGCGAUAGUUAAAUCAAUGGAUCCAUAGAAUGAUUUUAAAGUAUCGGACUCCCAUGAAUGCACCCGAAGGAGGUGCGGUUGGGGUAAUUUCCCACCGCGGGCUUAUCGAAAAUACCUACGAAAAUGUUUCCAAUACAAAUCCACCGCGUCUUAUUAUUGCGAGCGCGACCAAAUCUUAUUAGUAUUUGAAUUUUAAUCGAAUCGAAUGUUUUUAAAUGCAAGCAAGUAUCGUUAACUUAUGUUGCAACACUAUCGUUACAUACCAUAAGUAUUUAUAGACAUUCAGUGUCAAAAGUGUCUAGAUACUGAAAAAUCAAUGUAUUUACUAUUGUGUAUCGAGUGUCUACGGAUACUCAUUUUUAAGUAUUUUGCCCAUCCCACCCGUGGUGCGCACUGUGUCGGAUUUUCUUUUUUUGUUAACGCUCUUUAUUUUUAACGCAGCGUGACGGAUAAUAUACUGUUGACAUUUUUUCGUUAUUUUUAUUUUUUUUUAGUAGUAGUUUACGCGUAUCGGGUGUCAAGUAGUGGUUAUAUUAUAUCGAAAGCGAAAACGCCCAUGUGACAUUCGAGUAAACCGUCGUUUUUAAUAGUGUUAAUGUAAUUAUUGUGAAUUCGUUAAAACCUAAUACAAAUUAGAGUAGAUAUUUAUAAGGUUUAUCAAACCUUUAAAUAUACAUGCGGAUGUGUACUGAAUAUACUGAAAAGUAUUCUCUAAAAAAAGGAAGGUGACUUCAAAAUGUACGAAAACUUUAAAUUGUGAUUUAAAAAUUAAUAAAUCCUAAAACGCGCGUGAGAUAUCCCGAAACGCCAAAAUAUCCAAAACGGAGUCGUUAAGGCAAAAUCAUUUCAGGCACGACCUAACGCACAUUUCGGUGUAAACCAGCUGUUUUUUUAACCAACCAAUAAAAACAUGCAAUUGCGUAAAAACAAAAAAAAAACUUGUUAUAGCAAUAAGUGCAACUGUACAAUUAAAUUGCAAUAAUUUAAAAUAAAAUAAUUCCGCGUUUGCCCGGGUCGUACAAAAGUUCACGCGAUUAAAAUUGGUUCACUUUAAAUUAAUUUGUGAUUAAAAAAAAAAAUUUACACAUGCAUAAAAGCCGGUUUUUUAUUGAACGAUCGUGUCCUUGCAGAUAACAGCGAAACUACAACAUUGUUAUGUAACUGUAGAGAAUGUCAUUAUUUCCUUUUUCCGACGUGUCUGAAACGAUCUUUGGCCGUAUUUGGCGCGUAAAAAACCGUUUAACGAUAUUUUAUUCUCCCGCAAUAUACCUAUUCAUAAAUCACUUUUUUUUUUUAAAUUUAAAAUUCGCGACAUUAUAUAUUGUAUAUUGUUUUUAAGUUCAUCGUUGGAGUGGGCAAACGAGACCCUGUGACCAUUCCGUGUAUUUCAGUCGGUAAAAAAACAACCGCAAAUGGGAAAAGGUCGCGCGGCGAAGGGCGGUCGAGAACCACUGUUCUUCACCGGUACGGGACUCUCUCUCUCUCUCUCUCUCUCUCUCUCUCUUAAACGCAGAAAUUAAUUAAUAACAUUACAUUAAUAAUUGAUUAUUGUCAGUGAUAGUCCGGAAUCGGCGAAACAAAAACAAAAUUCAUACGGUUGUGUGUUUCGCCUUUCACUGUCCGUAAAUUUGUUAAGAAAUAACAAUUAAAUCGUACGACACUGAAAUGAACUUUCCGAGCAAACUUGUCUACUUGACUUUUCUUAAUUGCAUUUCUGUGCUCGCUUUUUUCAGUAUUUUUACUAGGUAUACGAUAUUGAUGUGUGCUUUUUUUUUUUUUUAUUUUGUUCGUGAGUUUUCGGCCAAAAAGGCAUGCUCGUCUUAUCGUCAACGAACCCAAAAGAAAUUUCUCGUAAAGAUGGAUUUUUUUUUUCAAUUCGCUUUUGGUUUUCCUAUGAUGAUUAACUGCGGUGGUUUUUUUUUUCAUCCGUCUGUGAACAAUUUUUCUCCGAGAAAAAUCUUACUCCGAUCAUCAAACAUCCAAUGGUCAUUGUGUCGGUACAGCUUAUCUGCGCUCUACUCGGUGCAUUAUCCAAAUUUUUUCGAUUUUCCGUGUAGUUUCCUUGAUAACCGGGGAAAGACGCGCGGAAAACGGUAAUGUUUACGACGAAAAAAUAACCGUUCCAUUACCCGUCACGGGCGUCGUUUCAAACUGAAACCAUGGGAUGGCGAGCGUUUCGAAUGAUAUUUUAAAUCGAUUUUGUGGUCGACCUAAUGAGGGUUACAAUCGACGGGUCGACGAGUUUCGGGCGACUGUUCGUCAGAGUCGCACAGAAAUGUAUCAAAUACAAAUUUAGAAACGUACUACGCGAUCGGCGGUGCGGAUUUUCCGACACGUUCGGAUUAAAUAUAACCGAUAGGUACAAUUCAUUGUUAUAUCGGUUGCGGCCGUAUUACGCGAAACGAGUCGUGGGAAGGCGCACUCUGCGAGAGAACUGCGGCCCCGGUUUCCGUAAGCGUAUUUCAAACAAUAGACCGGCUAUUGUCCCCUUAAACAAUCAAGUACAAUUGCAAUGUAUUUUUAACGGGAUUUCUGUUUGAAUUCAGAAUGUUAACAUACGUAUAUAUAUAUAUAUCAGCGCCGUUAGCGAGGGGUUUUAGUGGGGUGUGGGCGGGCACGUCCCAGGCCCCGUGCCUCGAUAAUUGCCCCCUCGGGUUCGGGGCCUCGCGUCCGAAAAACGAAAUCGCGAAUGAUAAAAAUAUCGGAACGCGGAAACGCGCGAGAUUUCGCCCCGGGUCCUGGGGUCGACCGCGAUGGAUUUUAUGCGUGUACCGCGCGCCGUCGACCGGAUCGACGACCCGUGACCGCGGUCCGCUGGUCACGCCGCGGAUACCGAGACGUUUAAACCCGUUCGCGUUCAGAAGUCUAAAUGUAAGACGGUUUUGUUUUUCCAUUGCGUUUCUCCGCAGAUUACUCGCGGGCCACGGUAAUCAGCUAUCGAUUUUCCGCCCCGAUAAAAACGAUUGGACGGCAGCCGUUACCCCGUAACGGGCUGCGGCCGUGUCGCUCGACCCGCCGCGUUUCCGUCGGACACGCGCACUUUACGAUAACAUAUUACAAUGCCAUGUCGGCGCGCACAACGUGUCGUUAUCGCCGACUCCCGAAACGCGCACGGUCCGCGUAUUCCUGUACAGGGUGUGCCGCGAAGAUACGGACAUUGGCGAUAUCUCGGAGGGCGCGAACUUAUUUCGGGGUUUCUGUUUCUCGGCGGUUUAAGAGGAACGAACGGCUAGCCACCUGAACCGGUUAGUUCCCAUUGCGAACCCAACGCCCGAGCGCCUGAGCGUCGCCGCACGAGUAAUGAAGUUCCGUUCCGGCGCUAUCCGAACGCGGUGUGAAAUAUUUCGCAACGGGAAAAUCGGAAGGUUCAACGCCGUCUAUUUGUGGGAUUUUUUUCCCCUUCCUCGCCCCCCCCCCUCCAACGCAGUUUGUCAUUUCGCAAUCGAAAUGCGCGGACAGCCGGUCGACCUCCGAAAAACGGCGGCGAAAAAAUUCCGAGACGAAAAACGUCGCGGCGUCCGCGCGUUGUCGCGCUCCGGGACGGCGGCGGAUCCGACCGUUUUACCGACUCGUCCGCGUAUAAAUACGCACGGGUGUACGUAUUCCCGGUGUGAUGUUGCGCGAAUCGAUCGGCCCGAGUCCUUUGCCGUCGCCGCCGUCUACUCGCCCCGGUGCGGCCCGGUGUAUAUUGUUAUCGGUGUACGGCGUGUGCCGUUCGCGAAGUCUGCGAGUCAAACGAUUACCGCCGGCGACAGUUUUGGGGCUGGUGAGGGGAGAGGCGGAAGGGGAGGCGGCGAAGUAAUACAAAUAAAAUCGAAUAAACGCGCGCAGGUAUACACGUACAUACACACACACACACAUACACACACACACACACACACACAUAUAUGUAUAUACGUACCCACACACACACGCGCGCGCACGAGUACGGGGUACCUUUAUAAUACCUAUACGUACCGUGUCGAUAGACCGAAAAGGCCCCCCCUUCACGCGACCACCCCGAGCCGCCCAGAGCAUUGUGCCGAAACAUUUAUUUUCGACUUCAAAGGGAUACGGGGGCCGUAAAACUCCUCGCCGUGGAAAUAAUAAAUAAUAGGAAACGCGCGCGGACCCAUGCAGCAAUCGAACACAAUGCUCGCGUCCCGAUCGAUUUCCGUCCGCCGACGCCGUGGCAGCACAUAAGUCGGGGCGAGUUUCGGUUUUUUUUUUUUUUUUUUUUUAUUUUUUAAAUCGGGUCGAGUCGAACGUUCGUGUAAAGUCGAGUACUCGAGUUUACGACUACCGGGGAAAAAAAAAAAAAAUAUAUAUAUAGGUAUUUACAAUACGAAAAUGAAAAUAUAACGCCGGGACGUCGGGUGGUCCGCAGAAUCGUCGCUAACGGAAUACGAUUCUGGGCGAAGUUCGCCGGCCCGAAAUCCCGAAUCGUCCGCCCCGUUCGCUUGGCGAGGUGAUGUAAUUUUGAUUCCGAAUUGUUCCCACCGGAUCGAAUCGUCCCCGGGGACAUUUGGAUCCCGGUUUUUUUUUUUUUUUUUUUGUAGAGACGCAUAAUUCACCCGUUGAGAUAAUUUAACUUUUUUACAAGACGGACCAGACAUUUUCCAAAACUGAUCAAAUUCUCCCCCUCUGGAUCGAAAUAUCAUCGAAACGUUUAGUUGUCGAGUUCUUUUUUCACGGUGACUGCGGGCAUACCUUUUUACUUCGCUAGGGAUUGAAUUUCUAAAAUCGAUACUUACUUAGUUACUUAGCUAUUAUUAACGCAUUUUUAAUUUGUUGUUCUCCGUCCAUUCUUUUUUUUUUUUAUUAUAAUUAUUAUACAAUAUUUACCUACUUCAAAGUAAUUUUAUUAUUAAAGAUAAACUUAGCCGGCGGUGUUAAUUUAUUGGCUGUAUUUUAUAAACUGUGUCGUGUAAAAUUGAAUUCUAUUUUUUAUUUUUUUGUUUUGCCUCGUGUAUACUUAGAACCGUGUUCAUUAUUGUCCGCAGGUCUCCGGAGAGCCAACGGACUGCAAUCAUUGGGCCUGCGCGAUUGCCCGUACGUGACAGACGACGUGUUGCACCGGGUGGGCGAACUGAGACGGUUGCGCCUGCUCCGGUUGGACCUGACCGAGAGCGGCAAGACUACGGCGGCCGGCGUGGCGGACAUGCUGUCGGGCUGCCAGCGGGUCCAGGACUUGGACCUGACGCUGCCGCUGAACGCCGACUACGUGGACGCGGUCGCGCGGGCCGCCGCCCUGGACCAGCUCCGGACGUUCCGACUGACGUUCGAACGGCUGUCGUUCCAGGAUCACCUGGACAACCAGCCGACCGACGACGGUUGGUCGGAGUCGUUGGCCGCCCGAUUCCGCGGCCACGUCGACUUUCGCGUGCGGCAGACGUUCACCAAGAUCGCCGUGACCGUCGACUGACCCGUUAUCGUACACGAUAGUAUUUUAACGGAAAACGUUUGUUUUAUCAUCGUUCGAGUUAUCACGCUCGGGUGUACAUUGUACAUUUAUUCUUAUACGCUCAUAAUAACAAUAUCAUUGCGCCGAUCGGUGUUAUAUUAUUUAUUUCGAAACUAGUCAAAAGUAAUAGCAUACCGUAUUUUUUUAUUUUGCGUAUCGCAGGUAGUGCAUUAUUUGUUAUCGUCGUAUUUACGUUCGUUAUUAUUAUUAUUAUAAUAAUUAUUGUUGUCGUUUUCGUUACUGGGAGAGUGCGUCCAUUCCAUUCUCUCUCCAGAUAUUUGUUGUAAAUAAUCGUUUCUCCACUCUUCCGCCUGUUUUUUUUUUUUUUUUUUUUUUUACAUGACCUUUACAUUUUAUAUUAUACUUGUAAAUACACAUAAUAAUUAUUUUAAUUUACCGAAAAACUAAUUGUUGUUAAAACGCCUCGCGCAUCGUAUUAAUAUCUUUAUAAACACGAUGACCGGAACCGAAUAAACUGAUAAAAAAAUAACAACCUUGUUGUUUGCGUUUGUUUUUGUUUUUCCUUUCCUCUAUUCUGUACGGUUCGCGAAGUGAUCUAGUUACACGCCGUCAUGGUCGCCUACGUUCCGAUACGUUUCCCAAU
Messenger RNA from Cinara cedri, 15376 nucleotides. The record is from the annotation of a GenBank genome assembly. NCBI's taxonomy places the organism in Eukaryota, Metazoa, Arthropoda, Insecta, Hemiptera, Aphididae.